Messenger RNA from Clonostachys rhizophaga, 4629 nucleotides. The record is from the annotation of a GenBank genome assembly. Lineage: Eukaryota; Fungi; Ascomycota; Sordariomycetes; Hypocreales; Bionectriaceae.
AUGGAACAGCAGAACUACUCGACUUCAAAGGUAACUGUCGAGUACCACGACCCCCACGAUGUCUUCAAGCUCCUUGCGCCAGGUCUAGUACCUCGCCUUCCGCUCCAAAAUCUCCAUUGGCAAUCGCAUGCAGGUCCACUGCGAUCUAUCCCAGCCCUCCAUGUCGACUUAGUACGUGCUGGCGAGGAAGCACAGCCAAGCGUGGCCUCUCCUGCGCUGCGACGGUCGGACAGCACAGCCCGAGACGAUGGCUUCCAGACACAGAACGUUGGCGGUAGAGCUGCUUCAAUUGAAACUGUCGAGAGCGCUGGAGUUUCGGCGGCAACGACGCAAGGGGGCCAGAGGCGUCACCAGAUUCCUGGAUUGCGGCGGACGCCGUACUUGAAAGUUCUCCUGGUUCGAUGCGACGACAACGAUUCCUAUAAAAACACAGUCCGGGGGGAGGUCAGAAGCUGGAUCAAGACACAUGCCACGCCGGCAACUGCCAGCUCCAAGAAGUCCAGCAGCGGCACCGCUAGCCUCAACGAGGGCCACGACGCCUUCGAGUGGUUGAUUGUCCACGUCGUCAUCCCCAAUACGGCUGCAGCAACACAACCCCGAAGCAACCAAAGCAAAUCAGACAGUGCCUCAGCCGAGUCAAAGAGCACUUCAUCCAGAUGGAGACCAGGCUCAACGCCGUUGAUGGAGAAGUUCCGAUCCGACUUCAACAUAUCAGGGAAAGGAUUCGUGGACAGAGUGACACAAAUUCGCAUUGGAAUCAACGAUGUUCCCUACGACCUUCUCCCCCGGGUAGUCCCUGCUGUGCCUUCCGGCUAUGUCGAGACAGACAAGGAUGCAGAGAAUGCCUGGAAUGAUUUCAUCAGCAAGAUGAAGGAUUUAAUUUUAAGCUCAUUUGAUAAACGAGUGACGAAAUACGAGGAGGGCAUCAGAGAAAGAGAUUCUCAGCGAAACCUUCCUGGAUGGAAUUUCUGCACCUUCUUCAUCUUGAAAGAAGGACUGGCCAGGGGUUUUGAGACCGUGGGGUUGGUUGAGGAUGCUCUAGUCGGCUACGAUGAACUCAGCGUGGGGCUGGAUUCAAUCAUUAAAACACAGAUUGAGACAGGAGCUCCAGAGCAGCAUGGAGGAGCACUUUUAAAGUACAGCGAGGAGGUGAAGAGCGUGAUUGAUAAGGCUCUAAAGGAAAUCUCGGAUAGUGACGACGAUGAGGAAGCAGUUGAUAUGCAGUCAGGGGCUAACGAUGCUGACCAACUGGACGAGAUCGCAAUCAGCGCCACGAAGAAGCCAUACCGAGACAUGAUCCUAGCUAACGAUGUGUCUGUAUUUGACUUCCAAUGCUACAUCUUCGCUCGGCAAAUCGCGUUAUUACUGCGUCUUGGAAACACCUUCCCAUCGCGAGAAGAGCUGAUUGCAAAGUUGAAAGAACAACAAGAUUCGGUGCUUCAUGGAGUGGCACCACGCGCCCCUCCGCCUGCUAGCAAGCAUGAAGAGACUGAGAACUUCACUCAUCUCGCCGAGGUAUGUCGAAGGACGCUUCAGUUUAUCCCGGCGGUCUCUCAAGUCAUGCGUGACGACAUUUAUGCUGCUGUGAUGGCGGACCGCGAUGAUUCCGAGAAAAUCAGCUCCCAGGAGCUUGAGGUGAUAGACAAUGUUGUUUCUUCAUUCGCUUUCUCGGUAGCGGAACAAGUAUUAGCACAGACCUCAUCAUCAUCUCUCCCUGUUCCACCAUCAACCCUUACCCCAUCAGGUUCAACACUUGCACCGUCCGGCGCCACGGAGCCCAAGGCAUCCAUACCCGAGCCUAAGACGAUGUUACAUCCAGCCAGAAGUUCAUCGCUACUUUUCAGCCCUGUACCUCAACCGCCUCCCAGCCCAGGUGUGUUUCCCAACCCUGGCGCGGGGGGCACCUCCGCAUUGGGCCGAUUCCAGGAAGCACAGGCUGCUAAGACGGGGAUGGAAGAUCUGGCUGCUAAGCGCGCUGACUUAUACCUCCUGUCACGCAGUAUCCUCCAGAAUCUUGGUGCCAAGCGUGGCUGGACCAACGGGUGGCCUGAGGCUCCCCUCGUAAAAGAGCUGGACUCUGCUGAACUGGAGGAGAUAAGUCUGGAUGACGAUGAUACCUCAUCAACAGAGGGCACUGAAGCCGAGACUAAUCCGCGAGUUUCAUUGUCGACCAAUGCUGGUAUUGCCAACAAUCUGUUGAUCAGUGCAACUGGCAACGUCGAUGACUUUUACCGGAUGUUUGAGAUUCUCACUGACAAGGCACUGCGGCAUUAUACGGCUGCCGGUCAAGAUUAUUCUGCUCAAGCCCAAAUGGCCGAUCUUGCGGUUUUGAAAUUUCACCUCAAAGAAUACCGCCAGGCCACAUAUUACUUCAGCCUGGCCACGCCCUUUUUCGGCGAGAGCGGAUGGAGUUCAUUGGAACUUUCCAUGUUGAUCAUGUACUCCAAGUCUCUUCGAGAGCUUCAGUCUAAGCAGGAAUUUGUAAAAAUUGCUUUCAAGUUGCUGACCAAAGCCUGCGCUGGUGAAAAAGAGCGGCUGGCAUUGAGAUCAACAUCGGUCUCAGAACAAAAGAAAGCCGAGUAUCCUGAUCUCUCAUUAAUCACAUCAGUCGCUGGUAACGUGUCCGAGCUUACAGAAUUCUUGCCCAAAAACACGCGGAUAUCCCUUGCCAGCUUUAUGACUGAGAUCGACCUCGUGGGAGCGCCGGUAUAUCACGAAGACCGAGAUAGUUGCAGUUUGACCAUAAAGCUGCGUUGUUUAUUGCCGGAUGGCAUGAAUAUCAACGCAGCAGAGUUGAGGAUGACGAGCCUAAGUGGUGGUCCAGCUAAAGAGGUGAAAUUCUCGAGCAACAAGAGUGUUCGCCUUACUCGGGGCAUGAAUACAGUCACAGUCGACACCAAUUCUAUUGUCCCGGGCACCUAUCGGGUGGACCAUUUUAACCUCUCGUCGAAUCAUCUAACCCUCCAUUACGACCGCGACCUCACCAUUCCUGUGUUUACUAAAGACGAGACUUUCCCUGAGGCAGAAGUCACGCUUUAUCAGCGUGUCAACUCACUUGAUGUCAAUUUGACGGCGACGAAACAUACUGCCCUUGACCGAACCAACUCCCUGGAUCUCGCACUCAGCACGGGCUGGAAUGACUUGGCAAGCUGCGAGAUCCGGGUCAAGCCUACAACUGGAGGCCUUCGGCUUGUCACCACCGAUGCCACCUUUGUUGACUCUUCUGAUGAGUUUGCAAAACCCCCUGAAGCUGGGCUUUUCUUCAUAGGCCCAGUGGACAAAGAUACAACCCUGACCCUCCGCUUUCCAUAUACCAUCGAACAGGAUUUCGGACAGGUGGGAUCAAAGGUCGAAGUCACCUACACGACGAAGUCUGGAGAAACAUUCUACCUUGCAAAGGCCAUCUCCAUCUCUGUAUCACUGGCGGUGGGUGUCAACGUUCAGGAUGUGUUCAAGCAUGACACUUUAUUCUCGAGAUUCAGCGUUACCACGGCUAGCUCGAACCCUAUACGCCUCUACAAGAGCCAGCUGAUUGAAUCAGAGCUCUUCGGGUCUUCUUUCGGAAUAGCCCCCACCGAGACUGUCACAAUCUUUGCCAAGCAACCUGCUAGCCUGCUAUACAAGGUCAGGAGAAAGACGCAAAGCGCGCCUAGCAAGCGUUCGGAGAAGACCAUGUACCUCAAGCUGCACUACACCGAACUCCUCGCCGAGAUGCAAGAGCUUGUCAGCAGAUCCUUUGCGGAGUAUUUGGAACAGCAGGAUUCCCCACUCGCGGAGUUCGCAAAGCCCAUUGGAGCUGUAAUUGCUGGACGGCUCAAGUCGGAACUGGACGUUUUCGACUUGGAACAUGCGGCUUUGCUCGGCGAGGUGUCGACCAAGUUUCUCAAGGAGAUUCCUUGGAAGCGCCAGCUGAGAGGACUCGGGAAGCUUCCUGGGACAGAGGAAAGCGCUGCGACUGCCAUUGCUGGCUUGCUCGAGGAAUGGCAGCGUGCGACUCCUGCGGUGCCGAUCCCCAAAACCAACGUCACCGAGACGUCGUCGAUACUCAUCCCGAUGGAAAUGCCAUCUGUCUCUGUCCUGCACACAGCCAACAUCCGCCUGCAGCCCCCACCCCCUGGUCUGACCGACGGAGAUCAUGGGGCAGCUCCAGUCGUCACGAUCAACCAGGUCCUCUCUGCCACGCUGCAGCUUAAGUGGACUCGGAUCUGGGACACGGAUUCCACACGCAAGGAGGAUCAGGAGUUUAGCUACGAAGUAAUAGCACCAGGCGAAUCAUGGCUUAUCGGCGGACGCCGAAAGGGGCACUUUGUCAUCCCCUACGACCCGGACAUGCGCACCUCGACGCCGGAGACGGAGGCGGACAUCCCACUCGUGCUCAUACCGCAGCGGGAGGGCUGGCUGCCGUAUCCAACAGUAGAGAUCAAGGAGAUAUCGCAGGAAGACGGCAGGCCCUUGGAGCCGGCGGCGCAGACUUUUGAGAUUGACUGGAGGAACCUCGGAGAGACAAUCAGGGUGGUCAAUGGCAGGACGGGAGUUACGGUGAGCCUGGACGCGAGUGGACCUGGUGGUGGACCGAUGGUCCUUGAGCAGGAAAGGAUCACGAAGAGUGGUCGGAUGCGGGUCCUGUGA